AUGAAGUGCGACAGUAGUUCCGCGACCUUUACGCAUCCGUUUUUUUGCUUUUGGUCCCGGUUGAAGAAGUACCACCUCCCGCACGACGGCUACAAAUGGCGCUCGGACGGACGGGACAAGAAAUGGCCCCAGACCACCAAGAUCUACUACAAGUGCAUCUCCGUUGAAGGCUGUUCGGCCAAGCUGCACUUCUUCCCGCACACGAAGGAGAUUCAGUACGUGGGCGAGCACAACCACCCCAAGGCCGGCGGCACCGGCGAGGAGGAAGAGGAGGAGGCGGUCGCCCCGGCCUCGCCCGCCACCGCCACCGUCGUGACCGUCGCCGCCUGCGCCGCCGUCAUCCCGCCCGAGGUCUACCAGAGGCCCGUCCGCCAGUCCACCCGCCGCCAGCGAAGCUGCGUGGACGCGAUGUCGUAUCUCGAUGACGAGAGCGACGACCGCGAAGACGAAGAGGAGGAAGAGGAGGAGUACGACGAUGAAGAGGCCUACGUCCCGCACAACUACCACUCCACCUCCACCUCGCCCGCCUCCAGCGACGUCGAGUCGUCACCUGCUCGGUCACGAGCGGGCAGCAUCGUGGCACGACCGCGCGCGAGGCCCGACCAGCAGCAGCUCGUCAACAUCGAGGAAGACGUGGCCAUCUUCCUCGGCGCCAUGCAGUCCGAGCAGAAGAAGGAGGUGAGCCCGACAGCGGUCUCACGGAAGCGGAAAGCCAACGACGAGAGCAGUCCCUACAUGAGCGAGGCCGACGACGAUGACGGAGGCCCGCCCAACACCGACAAUAAGUGCCCGCACUGCGGGAAGGUGUUCCAGAACCGGAGUACGUUCGUGCACCACUGGCGGGUGGUGGUGCAGAGGGAGCAGCAGCGCGACUGCCCCAUCUGCCACGAGAUCAUCUCCACGUGGUACAACAUGAAGCGCCACCUCGGCAACGUCCACAAGUGGUCCACCCAGCAGAUCGAGAACGAACGGUCGCGAAUAACGUCGCCGGCCUCGCCCCAGUUGGCCGAGCCACAGCACCUCCAAGUGCCCCCGCACCAGCCCCAGGUGCAGCAGCGGAGGAAAAAGGUCAAAUCCGAAGAGGCCUCGCCGAACCUGGUGGGCACCUCGCCCCAGCUCCAGCCUCAGCCUCAGCCCCAGCUGCAGCCACUCAAGCAACAGCCGGCGGCGCAGUGGCCUGAGCGCUCGGCGACGGCGGUCGAGGUCAAGAUGGAGGUGGUCUCGGCCGAAGAAGAAGAAGAAAACGACGAAGAGGGCGCCGACGGGGACGAGACCACGAAGCCUUCGAGCAUUCGAUCGCGACGUGCCCGCAAGGCCGCGGCGGCGGCCGCCCGGAAUUGCGGGAGUUGCGGCGAUGGCGAUGGCGCUGGCGGGCGUGUGGAGAGUAUGCUCGAGCGGCUGAUGGCCCUCUACGAGCAGGACCGCGCCGGGCGAUGCGGCGGCGAAGCGGAGGUGCGGGAGCAGCAGCUGCGACAUCAACAACAUCAACAACAGCAGGUGCAGCUGCAGAUGAAGGAGCAGGAGCUGCGGCUGCGCGAAGAGCGGGUCGAGAUGCGCGAGCGCGAGCUGGAGCAGCGCGAGCGGGACCAGCUCGCCCGACUCCACCUGCGCGAGGAGGCCAUGCUCCUGCGCGAGCGCGAGCUGGAGCUGGUCAUCCGCGAGCGCACCCUCGCGUUGGCCCUCACCUCGGCUGCCACGCCGGCCCAACAGUGA
This is a messenger RNA of Acanthamoeba castellanii str. Neff, 1713 nucleotides long. Its product is annotated as WRKY DNA -binding domain containing protein. The record is from RefSeq and is a predicted model, not a curated record. Gene Ontology annotation, biological process: regulation of DNA-templated transcription. Gene Ontology annotation, molecular function: DNA-binding transcription factor activity; sequence-specific DNA binding. The transcript is spliced from 8 exons. The coding region runs from base 1 to 1713 and encodes 570 amino acids. NCBI's taxonomy places the organism in Eukaryota, Discosea, Longamoebia, Acanthamoebidae.